Molecule: messenger RNA, 2496 nt
Organism: Trichomycterus rosablanca
Lineage: Eukaryota; Metazoa; Chordata; Actinopteri; Siluriformes; Trichomycteridae
Gene: dnm1l
Product: dynamin 1-like
Exons: 18
Coding region: 92-2164 (690 amino acids)
Biological process (GO): mitochondrial fragmentation involved in apoptotic process; mitochondrial fission
Cellular component (GO): cytoplasm; mitochondrion; membrane
Molecular function (GO): microtubule binding; GTP binding; GTPase activity
Source: RefSeq, a predicted model, not a curated record
UUGAGGGACGUUCGGAUGACUUUGUACCGUUUUUAGCUGCGUGUUGAAACAGCGACUUCAUUCAUAGUGACUGGGUAAAUCUGCAGGAGGAAUGGAGGCUCUUAUUCCUGUGAUUAAUAAACUACAGGAUGUUUUUAACACAGUAGGAGCGGAUAUUAUUCAGCUGCCGCAGAUCGCUGUGGUAGGCACCCAGAGCAGUGGAAAGAGCUCCGUUUUGGAAAGCCUAGUUGGCAAAGACCUCUUACCCCGUGGCACUGGCAUUGUGACGCGCAGGCCGCUAAUCCUUCAGCUGGUACAUGUGGACCCAGAGGACCGGAGAAAGACAAGCGAGGAGAAUGGUGUGGAGGGUGAAGAAUGGGGCAAAUUUCUACACACCAAACACAAGAUCUACACAGAUUUUGAUGAAAUCAGACAAGAAAUUGAAGCUGAAACUGAAAGAAUUUCUGGCAACAACAAGGGCAUCAGCAAUGAACCCAUCCACCUGAAGAUCUUCUCACCCAAUGUGGUGAACCUCACACUGGUGGAUCUGCCUGGUAUCACAAAGGUUCCUGUUGGUGACCAGCCUAAAGACAUCGAGAUCCAGAUCAGAGAGUUGAUCCUGCAGUACAUCAGCAACCCAAACUGUAUAAUCCUCGCUGUCACAGCUGCUAACACAGACAUGGCUACAUCAGAGGCCCUAAAAGUGGCCCGGGAGGUGGACCCUGAUGGCCGAAGGACCUUGGCUGUGGUGACUAAACUGGAUCUGAUGGAUGCAGGCACAGACGCCAUGGAUGUCCUCAUGGGCAGAGUCAUUCCUGUUAAACUGGGACUCAUAGGAGUCGUCAACAGGAGUCAACUCGAUAUAAACAACAAGAAGUCUGUGGUUGAUUCUAUCCGUGAUGAGCAUGCCUUCCUCCAGAAGAAGUAUCCUUCCUUAGCUAACAGGAAUGGAACCAAGUACCUGGCCAGAACCCUAAAUAGGUUGUUAAUGCACCACAUUCGUGAUUGUUUACCCGAGCUGAAGACUCGGAUCAACGUUUUGGCUGCUCAGUACCAGUCUCUGCUCAGCAGCUAUGGGGAGCCAGUGGAGGACAAGAGUGCCACCCUACUGCAGCUCAUCACCAAGUUUGCUGCUGAGUACUGCAACACCAUUGAGGGAACAGCCAAAUACAUUGAGACUGCUGAGCUGUGUGGUGGUGCCAGAAUUUGCUAUAUUUUCCAUGAGACCUUCGGAAGGACACUUGAAUCAGUUGACCCUCUCGGUGGCCUCACGACCAUUGAUGUCCUCACAGCCAUCAGAAAUGCUACGGGUCCACGUCCUGCUCUGUUCGUGCCAGAGGUAUCGUUUGAGCUGUUGGUGAAGAGGCAGGUGAAGCGGCUGGAGGAGCCGAGUCUGCGCUGUGUGGAACUGGUACAUGAGGAGAUGCAGAGAAUCAUCCAGCACUGCAGUAACUACAGCACCCAGGAGUUACUGCGCUUUCCAAAGCUCCAUGAUGCCAUAGUAGAAGUGGUUACAUCUCUUCUAAGAAAACGACUUCCUGUUACUAAUGAGAUGGUUCACAAUUUGGUGGCUAUUGAGCUGGCGUACAUCAACACCAAACAUCCAGACUUUGCUGAUGCCUGUGGACUUAUGAACAACAAUAUUGAGGAACAGAGGCGUAACAGGAUGAGAGAUCUUCCCUCAGCUGUACCUCGUGACAAGGUGGCUAUUGCUCAGGGUGAUCAGGAAGCAAGCACUGGCACGUGGAGGGGCAUGCUGAAGAAAGGAGAGGACGGUCAGGUAGAUGAAAAGUCCAGGCAGCCAGCUUCUCUUUCAGCCAGUCCUCAGAAAGGCCAUGCAGUCAACCUACUGGAUGUGCCGGUGCCAGUUGCCAGGAAGCUUUCAGCUCGUGAACAGAGGGACUGUGAGGUCAUCGAAAGGCUUAUUAAGAGCUACUUCCUUAUUGUUCGCAAGAACAUACAGGACAGCGUGCCAAAAGCAGUGAUGCACUUUUUGGUGAACCAUGUGAAAGACAGCCUGCAGAGUGAGCUGGUAGGGCAGCUUUAUAAAUCGGGCCUGCUGGACGAUCUGCUCACUGAAUCUGAGGACAUGGCACAGCGCCGCAAAGAGGCUGCACACAUGCUGCAGGCAUUGCAGAAAGCCAGUCAAGUCAUUGCUGAGAUUCGGGAAACACACUUGUGGUGAGGAUUCAAACCUGCUUCACCGCUCCGUCUCAUUUUACCCCCCCGUCUGCACUUGGCCCUCACGGCCCUCUUAGAAAGAACAACUUUAAACUGCACUGGUGUUAAUUAGUGUGUGUGGAUUGUAGAGUUUUAUUCUGUCACAUGCCAUGGACUCGCAUUAAUGUACACUGAGGGCAGCACAUGCCAUCCCGUCAACAUACGCACAGCGUCGCCACCAGGGGGGUCUUUCAUUAUUAUAUAAACGACCAUGCACGCCCCAUUAUUAUGUGCGUAUCAUAAAGUGAUGCGUGUCCCUGAUGUAGCUUCUAUUAAACCUAGUAAUGUUCAAAGAGA